Messenger RNA from Fusarium vanettenii 77-13-4, 1285 nucleotides. RefSeq lists its product as uncharacterized. The record is from RefSeq and is a predicted model, not a curated record. The transcript is spliced from 2 exons. Bases 11 to 1054 code for a protein of 347 amino acids. Gene Ontology annotation, molecular function: dimethylallyltranstransferase activity; (2E,6E)-farnesyl diphosphate synthase activity. NCBI's taxonomy places the organism in Eukaryota, Fungi, Ascomycota, Sordariomycetes, Hypocreales, Nectriaceae. Gene Ontology annotation, biological process: trans, trans-farnesyl diphosphate biosynthetic process. Gene Ontology annotation, cellular component: cytoplasm.
AGAAUCGACCAUGGCUCAAAAGACUACUCUCCAGGAGUUCAACUCCGUCUACCCCAAGCUUGAGGAGGCUCUUCUCGAGCAUGCGCGCUCCUACAAGCUCCCCCAGGAGCAGCUUGACUGGUACAAGCGAUCCCUCGAGAUCAACCCUCUCGGCGGAAAAUGCAACCGCGGCAUGUCUGUCCCCGACUCCGUCUCCCUCCUCCUCGAGAAGCCCCUCUCUGAGGAGCAGUACUUCCAAUCUGCCACCCUUGGCUGGAUGACCGAGCUCCUCCAGGCCUUCUUCCUCGUUUCGGACGACAUCAUGGACUCGAGCAUCACCCGCCGCGGCCAGCCCUGCUGGUACCGCCAGGAGGGUGUCGGCAUGAUCGCCAUCAACGACGCCUUCAUGCUCGAGGCCGCCAUCUACACCCUCCUUAAGAAGUACUUCCGCUCUCACCCCGCCUACGUCGACCUCAUCGAGCUCUUCCACGAGACCACCUUCCAGACCGAGCUUGGUCAGCUGUGCGACCUGCUCACCGCCCCCGAGGACAAGGUCGACCUCGACAACUUUUCCAUGGAAAAGUACAGCUUCAUCGUCAUCUACAAGACCGCCUAUUACUCCUUCUACCUCCCCGUCGCUCUGGCCCUCCACCAGCUCAACCUUGCCACCCCCAAGAACCUGAAGCAGGCUGAGGACAUCCUCAUUCCCCUGGGCGAGUACUUCCAGAUCCAGGACGAUUACCUUGACAACUUUGGUCUCCCUGAGCACAUUGGCAAGAUUGGUACCGACAUCAAGGACAACAAGUGCUCUUGGCUCGUCAACCAGGCCCUCGCCGUCGCCACCCCCGAGCAGCGCAAGAUCCUCGAAGAGAACUACGGCCGCAAGGAUGACGAGAAGGAAAAGGUUGUCAAGAAGCUCUACGACGACCUCAAGCUCGAGCAGCGCUACCUCGACUACGAGGAGAAGGUUGUCGGCGAGAUCCGCGCCCGCAUCACCAACAUUGACGAGAGCGAAGGCCUCAAGAAGACCGUGUUUGAGGCCUUCCUCGCCAAGAUCUACAAGCGCAGCAAGUAAGCUGAGCUGCCCAAUCAAAAAGUAGAAAAAGAAACACAAAAGCGAAACAAACAGGCGCACGCCGCGCCGUUGAAAUGCAGAGGUCAUCAUCAUAGCCGAGCCGAGCCAACAAUGAGCGUCACGACCAUAUAGACCAGAGAUACCUCGAAUGAAACAGGGAAGGAAAAUUCACUCAUAGCAUUGACCAAGGAAAUGAGAAUAAUAAUAAAAAACAUUUUGUUUCCUUUUGCG